AACUGACCUAAAACCAGCAAAAUUAAGCCAUGAAAUUAAAAACCCAGUUUUCUUUUGCUUUAUGCCUCUCAUUUUUCCUUGUUCUCGUCCCAUAUAACACUCAAGCUCAGCCAUUUGCAUGCGACAAAAAUGAUCCUAAUACGAGCAAGUUCCCCUUUUGUGACACAACCUUAUCUUACCAGGACCGAACCAAGGACCUUGUUUCACGCCUCACACUCCAAGAAAAGGUUCAACAGUUGGUGAACACAGCCUCCGGCAUUCCCCGGCUCGGGGUGCCAGCUUACCAGUGGUGGUCGGAGGCCCUCCACGGCGUGUCGGACCUCGGUCCAGGCACUCGGUUUAACGCCACGGUGCCCGGUGCGACUAGUUUCCCCGCUGUGAUUUUAUCCGCCGCGAGUUUCAACGAGAUGUUGUGGCUCGAGAUGGGGCGAGUUGUCUCGACCGAGGCUCGAGCCAUGUACAAUGUCGGUCUAGCCGGGCUGACAUAUUGGAGCCCUAAUGUUAAUGUGUUCCGCGACCCAAGAUGGGGUCGUGGACAAGAAACGCCGGGGGAGGACCCUACGGUGGUCUCGAAAUAUGCUGUGAAUUACGUGCGGGGAUUGCAAGAAGUUGGCUCCGUGGGGGACAAGCUUAAGGUUUCAAGUUGUUGUAAGCAUUACACUGCUUAUGAUGUGGACAACUGGAAAGGCGUGGACCGGUUCCAUUUUGAUGCAAAGGUUACGAAGCAGGACUUGGAAGAUACGUAUCAGCCACCAUUUAAGAGCUGUGUAGUGGAAGGACAUGUGAGCAGUGUAAUGUGCUCAUACAAUAGGGUGAAUGGCAUCCCUACUUGUGCUGAUCCAGACCUUCUCAAAGGCAUAGUUAGAGGCCAAUGGGGACUUGAUGGAUACAUUGUUUCAGACUGUGACUCAAUUGAGGUUUAUUAUAAUGCCAUCCAUUACACUGCAACACCUGAAGAUGCAGUGGCCCUUGCUUUGAAAGCAGGUUUAAACAUGAAUUGUGGGGAUUAUUUGGGGAAAUACACGGUGAAUGCAGUCAAUUUGAAGAAAGUAGAAGAAUCUGUUGUUGAUCAGGCUUUAAUAUAUAACUAUAUAGUUCUAAUGAGGCUCGGUUUCUUCGAUGGAAACCCAAAACAGCUUCUGUUCGGUAACCUCGGUCCAUCCGAUGUAUGCACAGAUGAUCACCAGAAGCUGGCCCUCGAUGCUGCCAAGCAAGGAAUAGUUUUACUCGACAACGACGGAGUCCUUCCUCUGUCUCGAACCAUCAUAAAGAGUUUAGCCGUUAUCGGACCGAACGCUAAUGCCACGAAGGUUAUGAUAAGUAACUACGCCGGUGUACCUUGCCAGUAUACUACCCCUUUACAAGGGCUGCAAAAGUAUGUCUCAAUGGUUACACAUGAGGCAGGGUGUAGGGAUGUGAAAUGCAAUAAUGAUACAUUUAUCGAUCUCGCGGUUCAGGCAGCGGCGAACACCGAUGCUGUGGUGCUCGUUGUGGGGCUAGAUCAAUCGAUCGAGGCCGAAGGGCUCGAUAGAGUGAACUUGACAUUGCCAGGAUAUCAAGAGAAGUUAGUGACUGAUGUUGCUAAUGCAGCAAAUGGAAAAGUGGUCCUUGUAGUUAUGGCUGCUGGUCCUAUUGAUAUAACAUUUGCAAGGAACAUGCGAAAAAUCGGAGCCAUUUUAUGGGUAGGGUAUCCGGGUCAAGCAGGAGGAGACGCCAUUGCUCAGGUCAUAUUUGGAGACCAUAAUCCAGCUGGGAGGUCACCAUUCACAUGGUACCCCCAAGAGUAUGCCAAUAAAGUCCCGAUGACCGACAUGAACAUGCGAGCCAACGCCACCACAAACUUCCCUGGACGAACCUAUCGAUUCUACACCGGCAAAACCCUUUACGAAUUCGGACACGGGCUAAGUUACACAUCAUUCUCCAAAUUCAUAAUAUCAGCUCCUUCCACAGUACUAAUCAACUCAACACCAAACAACAUCCUCCUCGAACCAUACUCCAACAACGGCGAAGCAAUCGACGCAUCAAGCGUUUCAAACUGCGACGACCUGCAAUUCAACCUCAUGAUCGGAGUUAAAAACAAUGGACCAAUGGACGGAGAUCACGUGGUUCUCCUCUUUUGGAAGCCACCGAGCACGAAAGGGGUCACCGGUGCACCGAACAUGCAGUUGAUCGGGUUCGAGAGGGUUGGAGUUAAGAAAGGGAAGACCAAGAAUGUGACAGUGAGCUUAAAUGUGUGCAAAGACCUGAGCUUAGUGGAUGUUGAAGGGAAGAGGAAACUGGUGAUAGGACAACAUACCAUUUUUGUAGGCACAACCAGUGAGCACCAAGUGAGGCACCAUUUUGUUGUGAGGCAAGCAGGGGAUGAAAGUGGGGAACCUUUAGUCUCUAUUACUUAAUGGCAGGCAAAGCUUAUAAUAGCCUGCAUUUUAGUACUGUAUUAGAAUAAAUUAUGGUGCGUUGGGGAGUAAAAGAAUACUAAGGGACCAGUAACUGAGCUAAUAUCAUCAGGGAUAUUGAUAUUAGCUUUGUUUUUAGUAGAUAUAAGAGUUGGUGUCCUCGUGUUAUGUUUAUCAUAAUUAAAAUAUUUUAUAUUUAUAUA
This is a messenger RNA of Gossypium raimondii (Peruvian cotton), 2599 nucleotides long. Its product is annotated as probable beta-D-xylosidase 5. The transcript is spliced from 4 exons. Gene Ontology annotation, molecular function: xylan 1,4-beta-xylosidase activity; alpha-L-arabinofuranosidase activity. Bases 30 to 2396 code for a protein of 788 amino acids. Gene Ontology annotation, biological process: arabinan catabolic process; xylan catabolic process. Gene Ontology annotation, cellular component: plant-type cell wall. NCBI's taxonomy places the organism in Eukaryota, Viridiplantae, Streptophyta, Magnoliopsida, Malvales, Malvaceae. The record is from RefSeq and is a predicted model, not a curated record.